Molecule: messenger RNA, 9068 nt
Organism: Sinocyclocheilus anshuiensis
Lineage: Eukaryota; Metazoa; Chordata; Actinopteri; Cypriniformes; Cyprinidae
Gene: obsl1b
Product: obscurin like cytoskeletal adaptor 1b
Exons: 33
Coding region: 75-9011 (2978 amino acids)
Molecular function (GO): protein binding
Source: RefSeq, a predicted model, not a curated record
AUUCUUCCAGAGUAAUAUAGAGACUGGAUGCCUGUAGCCUGUCAAUCUGAGUGGAGGUUGGCAAGUGAGCAGGGAUGGAUGUGUUUGGUGGAGCGCCACGGUUCCUGGCCUACCCUCGUCCUGUGGUAGUACAAAGUGGCACAGAUGCAGUUCUGAAAUGCCAGAUUGGUGGGGAUCCCAGACCAGCAGUUAUAUGGGAGAGAAACAAUGAGAAAAUUCACCCAGAGGGCAGAUACCGGUUGUUUGAGGAUGGCAAUGUCUACAACCUUAUCAUAACUUCUGUGACAGUGGAGGACAGUGGGCAAUACAUCUGUAAGGCCAAGAACUGCAUUGGAGAGACUUACGCAGCAGCCACUUUGAAAGUACAAGGUGAAGCACAGGAGAUGGAAUUUCGGGAGGAAAACAAGCCACGCUUCCUCAUCAAGCCCCUCUCGACUAGAGUUGGACGAGGAGAGGAUGCCGUGUUUUCUUGUAAGCUGUGGGGAAACCCUAGACCAGAAGUGAUGUGGGAGAAGGAUGGCAAGAAGUUGAAUGAGAUCUUUGAAAGCGCACAUUUCGCCAUCAGCUAUCAGGAUGGAGGUUGGUUCCAACUAAAGAUUUUCAAGACAAGAGCACCAGAUGGAGGGGUGUACACUUGUAAGGCCAGGAAUGAAUUUGGAGAGAGUCUGGCGGGGGCUGUGCUGUUGGUGGAUGCUAGACCAGGACAUGAGGAUGAAGGGAACCGUAACGGAUACACUAACGGCCACUGGAAAGCACAUCAGGGAAAACAGAGAAGUGGAAGGCAGGUUGCGACAAGGCUGAAAGAUGACCCACUGCCAAACUCAGCCAAAGUGAAAAUGUUUGCAGUGACAGAAGGGAAACAUGCAAAGUUUCGGUGCUAUGUAACAGGGAAGCCAAAACCUGAAAUAUUAUGGAGGAAAGAUGGGAGACUUAUCUUAUCUGGGAGACGGUAUCUUUUGUAUGAAGACAGAGAGGGUUACUUCACACUUAAGGUUCUCUACUGCAAACAACAGGACAAUGGAGUUUAUGUCUGUUCUGCUUCAAACACUGCAGGCCAAACCCUGAGUGCGGUACACCUUAUCGUCAAAGAGCCACCUGUCCGAUUUAAGCAACCACUAAAUGACUUGCAAGUAUGGGAGAGAGACUUGGCUGUUCUUGAGUGUGAAGUUCCUGAGGACUCUGUUCUAAUCACAUGGUACUUAGAAGACAGACGACUACAGCCUGGAGCCAAAUAUGGGAUGGAGGAGUGGGGGACAAAGCGGCGACUCACAAUCCGGGAUAUUGGGGUUGAUGACGAUGGGAUAUAUCUCUGUGAAAUGGCUGAUGGGGGCAGAAGCAUUGCUGAGGUAGCGGUCAAAGGAACCAUUGUAAGAAAGCUGCCACGAAAAGUUGAUGUUCUGGAGGGGGAAAAUGCAGCCUUCUGUGUGGAAGUGGAGGAGGAAGAAAUGGACAUUCAUUGGUACAAAGAUGGAACAGAGCUAAGGGAGACCCAUCAGACAAUUCUCAAAUCCUUUGGAAGGACACACAUCUUGGUUUUUGUCAACACCACACCACAAGACUCUGGUUUGGUCAUGUUCUAUGUGGGUAGAUCGAAGACGUCAUCUCAGCUAAGGGUGAAAGCUGCAAGGCACUGUCCACCAAGCUGUCCUAUUGGGGUACAGAUAAACACAGAGAGAGCGAAUGCAGCUCUCCUUUCCUGGUUUCCAGCACAAGACUCUCGAAAGAAUCCACCUUCAGGGUAUAUAAUUGAGAGACAAGAAGUUGGCUCACAGGAGUGGCUGCAAUGUUUAACCACAGACUCUGCAACCUCAGUGGAGAUUCUUGGCGACAGCGUUCCAUGCGAGGCAGACUACAGAUUUCGGAUAUGCAGUGUCAACAAAUAUGGAAGGAGUGGAAAUGUUGAGUUCCCUCGAGCAGCUCACCUUGUUCCAGUUGCCAGAAUCCAAGCACCUCUACAAGAUGCUUUAGUGCCAGAAGGCCAGGAUGCCUGCUUUACCAUUGAGCUCUCUGCCUCAGUUAUAGGCACUUGGUUCUUAAAUGGAAAUCAGCUUCAAGACGAUGAACGUUUCUCCAUAAGGCGUUCGCGUACACACCAGUCCCUACGCAUUCGUGGGGUACGGGACACCGACAACGGAGCAGAGAUCACCUUCAUUGCCUAUGGAAUUCGAGAUUCUGCUGCUUUGUACAUACAAGCUCCACUGGUAAAAUUCACUCCACUUUCUGAAAUGGAUCGAAACAAAUUUGUGGAGGUUGGCAACCCUAUAGUGCUCUACUGUGAGCUGUCAGACCCUGAGGCUCCAGUUCGUUGGUAUAAGAAUGGUGUUGAACUUCAAGCAAUGGAAGGUCUGCACAUCCAAUCAGAAGGAACAAUGAGGAGGAUUGUCAUCCAAUCAGCUGAUUUCUCCCACUCAGGAGUUUAUAGUUGCGACGCUAUUGAUGAUGUCAUCAGGUUUAACGUGGAGGUUGAGGCCCCACCAGUGAGGUUCUCAGUCCUUCCGGAGGAUGAGAGGAACAAGUUCAUUGAAGCAGGCUCGCCGAUAGCACUGCAAUGUGAGCUCUCAGAUCCACUCGCCCAGGUCUCCUGGUAUAAAGAUGGUGUGAAACUUCUACCACAAAAUGGACUAGACUUCAAAUCCAAAGGCACAGAGAGGCAAAUGAUUGUCCAGACAGCUGAAUUUUACCAUUCAGGGCUGUACAGCUGCAAGACAAGGGGUGAUGCUGUCCACUUCAAUGUGGAUGUUAAAGCUGCACCAGUGAGGUUCUCAGCUGUGCCUGAAGCUGAGAAGAAUAAAUGCAUUGAAGCUGGUGGACACUUUGAACUCCACUGUAAGGUCUCAGACCCUACAGCCCAAGUCAGCUGGUUCCACAACAAUACACAGCUUCAGCUAGAGACUGGUUUGGACAUUCAGUCAGAGGGAGAUGUAAGGACUCUGGUAGUCAAUCCAGCUGAGCCCAGUCAUUCUGGAUUGUACCGCUGUGAAUCAUCUGACGACUCUGUCCAGUUCACUGUGGAUAUCAAAGACCCACCGGUGAUGUUCUCAGCAUUACCAGACACUGUGAAGAACAAGCUGGUUGAAGCAGACUACUCCACUGAUUUGCAAGGUGAGAUCUCAGAUCCAAAUGCCAAUGUAUGUUGCUACAAGGAUGGUGUAGAGCUCGUCUCAAAAAGUCAGCCUCAUAUCAAAUCGGACAGUACCAGGAGGACGUUAGCUGUCAAGACAGCACAGCGCUCUAACUCUGGAUGGUACGACUGUGUGAGAACGGGUGAUGUCAUCCAGUUUAAUGUACAAGACCAAGUGCCACCACCAACAUUUCUGGCUGAUCCUGAAGAUGAGAAGACCAAAUGCACUGAAGAAAUGGAACCUGUUGCACUGCAUUAUGAAAUUUCAGAAUCUACUCCAUAUGUCAGCGGGACAAAAGAUGAGAAGGUCAUGCUUUCUCAAUCUGAGCCUGAACCUGAAUUUCAACUUGAAUUGGAACUUGAAUUCAAACCUGAACCUGAAGUUCAUGCAGACGCAUCCAGAGGAACUGUAAUCAUCCAUGCACCUGAGACAUCUCUUUUUGAAGUAAACAGCCAAAAGACACCAGAUGAUCCCAUCCCGUUUGAAAUGGACCAAGAACCUGGUCAUAAAGCAGAAUUAUUUACACUACCACCGGAAGAUGAAGCUGUCAGACCCAUUGAAGGUGAUUCUCCGGUUCACUGUUACAAGGAUGGAAUACAGUUCUACUCUGAAAAUGGAUAUAUACUUGAAUCAGAGGAAAGUGUGCGAAGACUGAAUGUUCCAGCCAUAGGCUCGGGUCAAUCAGGCGUAUACCACUACAAGGCAAAGGAUGAUGACAUAAUAUUUAAGGUGGAUGUCAAAGCUACAUCUUUGCAAACAUCAACUAUCCACGAGACUGACGGGAGAGAGUCAAAAGAUGAAACAGAAACUGCUCAUUUUCCACAACCUGAGCUAUCGAGCACAAUGGCAGAGGUGUGCUGGUACAAGGAAGAUGAGGAACUCCAAGAAUGUGACGUUAGCACCCAAUCUAAGGAGACUUUCAGAGCUCUUGUUGUCAAAACAGCUGAGCCGUCUCACUCUGGAGAACAUGCUUAUGAGACAGAUGAUGUCAUCGUCCAGUUUGCAGUGGACCUACCAGCUCCACCAGUGACGUUCUCCAGUGUCCCUGAGGCUCAACGGACCACAUGCAUUGAGUCAGGAAGACCCUUUAAACUACAAUGCGAAGUCUCAGACCCUGAUGCACAAGUAUGGUGGUACAAAGAUGGGAAUAAGGUGCUUCCUCAAGAUGGUAUUGUUACUAUGUAUGAGGAAGCAAUGAGAACACUCUCUGUGCAAAGUGCUGAAUUAUGUCACAGUGGAACAUACAGCUGCCAGACAAACAAUGACGCCAUCUCAUUCCAUGUGGAAAUCAAAGAAGUGGAGAAGAACAAGUCCCCUGAGGUACACUCACCAAAUGUUCUGAAAUGUGAUAUAACAGACUCUACCACUGAGAUGCUCUGGUGCAAAGAUGAUAUAGAUCUGGCCCCAAAACCUGGGCUCAAUUUCCAAAAAGAUGGAAAUAUGAGGAAACUAACUGUCCAAUCAGCAGAACUGUCUGAUAUUGGAAACAACACCUGUCAUGCUCCAGGUGAUACCGUAUCAUUCAAGGUGGAUGUUCAAGCUCACCCUGUUAGGUUCUCAGCACUCCCAGAAAUUGCAAGGAACAAGUUUAUCGAAGCAGGCUGUCCCAUUAUACUUCAGUGUGAAAUCUCAGACCCUACUGCCCAAGUUUCCUGGCUCAAAGAUGGAGUCGAACUCCAAGACAGUGGACUUGACAUCCAGUCAGAGGGCACUAUGAGGAAAAUGAUCAUCCAAUCAGCUGAGCUCAAACACUCAGGCGUGUACAGCUGUGAGGCUGUGGAUGAUCGCAUAGCAUUCAAGGUGGAUGUUGCAGCACCUCCUGUGACAUUUGCCUACAUACCAGAAGCUGAUCUGCACAGAAAUAUUGUGGAACAAGACAAUCUACUCCUUUGCUGUCAAGUGCCCAGGUCAGAUGCUACUGCACAAUGGUACAAGGACGGAGUAGAACUAAAGCCUUGUGACAACGUCCUCAUAGAGGCAGAAAACACUAUACGAAGACUGAUCAUCCUUUCAGCUCAACUCUCAGAUUCUGGGACAUAUACCUGUCGUGCUGGAGAUAGUGCAUUAAUAUUUAAAGUUAACGUAAGAGAACCUCCAGUGAUGAUUGUAUAUCCCAAGGAAGAUGUCCACCUUGAUCGCUACGUUCCUGAAGAAAUUGUUCUUAGCUGUGAACUUUCACGGCCAAAUGGAAAGGUGACAUGGUUCAAGGAUGGACAGAAACUACAGGAGAGUGAAAACAUAAAGCUAAAGACAGAGGGUCCAUAUAGACGGCUAAAAAUUCUGCGCAGUGGUGUUGAGGACUCUGGCGAAUAUGUCUGUGACACAGCUGAUGAUUCAAUAUUCUUCAAUCUAAACAUAAAAGAACCACCAGUGCGCAUAGUUUCUCCAAGCCAGUCCCAAAUGGAACUUUGCCAACAGACUUCUGAAAGGAUGGUCCUGAGCUGUGAAAUCUCUAGACCAAACGCCACUGUACGUUGGUAUCGAGAUGGACUUGAAGUGGAGGAGAGUGACAGCCUAAUUCUGGAGGUUGAUGGUGUCUAUAGGAGACUUAUUAUCCCAAAACCUACCGUCAAAGACUCUGCAGAAUAUGUCUGUGACACCGCUGAUGACUCAGUGACCUUCUUUGUAAACAUUGCAGAGCCACCAGUUAGAUUUAUUCGACCAAGGAAAAUGGCCUAUGGAGUAGAGAAACUUGUGGGAGAUACUGUGGUUCUGGAGUGUGAAGUGUCUCGACCAAAUGCUGAAGUUAGCUGGAAGAAGGAUGGAGUAGAGAUCGAGGAGAACAGCAACAUAACUAUCACAGAGGAUGGCACAAGUCAACAGUUGACCAUUCACUCUGCAGCUUUUGAAGAUGCAGGGCAAUAUGUCUGUGAUGCUAGAGAUGAUGUGAUGGAUUUCCUAGUGAAAAUCAAAGAUCCACCACUAAAGAUUCUGCGGAAAUCUGACAUAGAAACAAAGUGCCGAUUUGUAGCAUCUGACGCUAUUGUGUUAAAAUGUGAGCUCUCAAGAGCAAAUGGAGUGGUCGGUUGGCUUAAAGACAAUGAGAAGAUUGAGGGAAAUGAGCAUUUAAUCUGUGAAGAGGAAGGGACAUUCAGAUCUCUGAAUGUCCUCAGUGCUGAGUUGAAGGACUCAGGGGAAUACAUCUGUGAUGCACAAGAUGAUAAAGUUGUCUUCAGUGUUACUGUAGAAGAGGCUCCAGUGUCAAUUGUUGGAAAUUUAGAGAAGCCAGAACACCACAUUUUAAUGACAGGAGAUGAGCUUAUCCUGGAAUGUGGGGUAUCUCGAGUAAAUGCUAUAGUCCAGUGGUACUACAAUGGAUGUUUACUACAAGAGGAUUCAUGCACACACAUUGAAAGCAGAGAAACAAUGAGGAAGCUUGUGCUAUCAGGACUUCAGACAUCUGACUCUGGAGAGUAUCUCUGUGAUGCCAUUGAUGACAAAAUGAUAGCUAGGCUAACAGUUCAAGAACCACCAUUCAAAUUCAUAAAAAAAAAUGAAAGAACAAAUAUUUCAGCCUAUGAAGAAGACAGUGUGACAUUACAUGCCACUGUUAAUAGAGUCAAUGCCCCAGUGAAAUGGCAGAGAGGCCAUGAUCCAAUCAGAGGAGAUCGUUUCCACACAACAAGUGAUGGUAACAACCACUACCUCACUAUUAACCCACUUAAGAGGUGUGAUACUGGAGAGUAUACGUGUCACGUGGAAUCUGACGAGAUGCAUGUCAGUGUCCAUGUUAAAGCAAUGAAGGUGAAAUUCUCCAAACCACUAGAAAAUGUAGUGGGACUGAAAGGUAGCGAUGUGGUUUUAAAAUGUGAACUGUACAAGUCAAAGGGAGAUGUUCAGUGGCUUAAAGGCAGCCAAGAGAUUGCACCAAACAGACAUUUUACAAUCAGAGCUGAGGGUCGAGUGAGAAGCCUGACAAUACAUGAUGUCACAGAAGAUGAUGCAGGAGAGUAUGCUUGUGAAUCUAAAGAUGAAAGGACAUCAGCUACUGUAGUGGUCAACAUUCCUCGCAUUGUGGAGUUUAUCGCAGAGCUACACAACAUAACUGUCAUGGAAGGAGAAGACACAACAUUUAAGUGUGUGGUAUCUCCAGAGGAUGCAAAGUUGGCCUGGUUUAGGAAUGGCCAGCCAAUUUCAUCAAAUGAGAAGUUCAACAUCUCAAGUAAUGGAUUAUGCCAUAUGCUGCAUAUCACCAACUGCCAAGUCUCAGAUAGCUGCAAGUUGACAGCCGAGGCUGAAGGUGUGAUUUCCAGAGCUAUCCUUCAGGUCCAAGAGGCACAGGUGCUUUUCACGAAGAGCAUGGGCCCGGUAGUUGCAGAGGAGUUUGGUGAAGCAACGCUUGAGGUGGAGGUCAGCCAUGAAACUGCAGAGGUGCGGUGGAUGAGACAAGGAGUGGUAAUACAUCCAGGGUCCAAAUUCACCCUGAAGCAGAAUGGCAAAAAACGUUCUCUCACAAUCCACAAACUCACCCUUUCAGACCGGGGCACCUACAGCUGUGAAACACUUCAUGACCGUACACAAGCCAAGCUCACUGUGGAACCACGAAAAAUCAAGAUUCGGAAAGGUCUAACUGAGAUCCAGACUUAUGAACGAGAGACGGCUUCGUUUGAGGUGGAGCUGUCACAUAGCAAUGUGGAGGGUGUAUGGCAGAAGGAUGGGCACAUUCUCAAAAACAACAACCGUUUGCGCAUGACUGCAAAAAGACGAGUACACAGCCUAACCAUCUCCAACCUGACCUUGGAUGACACUGGAACCUACAUAUUCUCUGUUGACAACAUCAGAUCAAUAGCAAGAUUGGAAGUUAAAGAAAUUCCUGUAUCAGUUUUGAAAAAGCUUGAGGAUAUCAGGCAACCAGAAGGAUCUGGUGUAACCCUUGAAUGUGAGCUCUCACGGCACAACGUGGACAUAAAGUGGACAAAGAAUGAUGUUCAGCUUCAACCAGGAAAAAAUCAUCGUAUUUACUCCAUGGGAAGAAAGUGCUUUCUACAGAUACUGAAGUGUGAGCUGGGAGACUCUGGUUUAUAUAUGUGUGAUGCUGGGGAUGCCACAACAUCCUGUACAGUGGAUAUCUAUGAAAAGAAGCUUGAGAUACUACAAAGCUUAGAGGAUCUGGAUAUUCAAGAAGGUCAGAAUGCAGUGUUCAUGUGUGAAGUGUCCCUAGAUGAUGUGCCCGGAGAGUGGUUUAAGAAUGGCGAGAAGAUAAAACCAACCAGCACCAUUAAGAUCCGUCAGGAAGGGACAAAGCACUUCCUCCUCAUAUGCAAUGUUAAAGAAGACGAUUCUGGAGAGAUCAAGUUUGUUGCCAAGAAUCUUGAGACUACAGCUUGCCUUGAGGUGGAAGCACUACCAGCAAACAUUGUGAAACCACUUCAGGAUAAAACUGCUCUGGAAAAAACCCGUGUCAUACUGGACUGCACUGUGACCAAUCCCCGUUGUAGCAUUCGCUGGUAUAAGGGCCCAAAUGUCAUCCUGCCCUCAGAACGCUUUGAGAUCUGCAGUGAAGGGUGUUACCGAAAACUUGUGAUUCAGCAGGUGUUGCUAGAGGAUGAGGGCACCUACAGUGUUCAAGUUGGAAACUACACAUCUUCAGCAAAACUAACUCUCGAAGCUCAGUCAGUCCUGAUGGUGCGAGAAAUGCAGGAUGUGGAUGUAACAGCUCCUGCAGAUGCAUGCUUUGAAUGUGAAGUCUCUUUGCCUGUGGCCAAGGCACCUACCUGGACCCUGAAUGGGGAGACGCUGCAUCCUGGUCCUAAAGUUGUGGUAGAGAAAAUGGGAACCGUUCAUAGGCUCACUCUCAAACAAACAUCUGAAGACAUGAGCGGCACCGUGUGCUUUAUCACUGGGAGAGCCAAAAGCACUGCACAUCUGCAGGUCAUAGGUAACCACUGAGAAACAACACAUAAGCACUUACAGUGCAUAAUACUCAACAACGCCACUAUUUAAAUA